Messenger RNA from Phyllostomus discolor (pale spear-nosed bat), 2248 nucleotides. It is a transcript of the gene WDR86, whose product is annotated as WD repeat domain 86. Gene Ontology annotation, molecular function: protein binding. The record is from RefSeq and is a predicted model, not a curated record. NCBI's taxonomy places the organism in Eukaryota, Metazoa, Chordata, Mammalia, Chiroptera, Phyllostomidae.
CCACCGAAAGAGGCGGGAGAGGUGGGCGGGGCGCAGGGAGGGACGGAGACCUCCGCAGCGUGCGAGCGCCACCGCCCCCUCCACCCGGGGCCAGCGGCUGGUCCUGGCCACCGGUCCUCCACGCCUUCCCCGCGGGACUUCUUUAGAAUUGGGGUGCGGGUGAUUUCCCAGCCAGGGCGGUCUGGGGCACUCUCCAAGAGGGGACCGCCCCCAAGUCCCCUCAGAGUCUCUCGGGUAGGGUCCUCAGGGCUGGGAGCCUGGAGGAAGCAAACUUGCCAGGUGGAAGCGCGCAGCCGCCGCGCCAAAGAGUUACGGGCGUGCGAGCCUCCCCAACCCCGAGUCUCCCUCUCCCUCCUCCCCAGUCCCGGGAGCUAAAGGCGCAGCCGGGACAGCCCGGAGGGUCACAGGUGGAGGCAACCCCUUGGGCGCUGGGUGCGUGGGCCGCGCUGGGUCCCCAGGGACCCGGGCUGGGGGGUGGGGUCUGGAGCGCAGGCCCGAGAAGUGGGAGGGGACAGGUUGGGGGGUGGUCUCUGAGGAGGAGCCAGGCUGGGCUGUAUUGUUCGGCACUCCGCCGGCCCCAGCGCGCGGAGCUGGCCGGUUAGGGCGCGCGGGGCUUGGGGCGCCCGUCUUCCCGUGUUCGCCUCACUGCCGGCGCCCCGAGAAGAGAUCCGGGCUCCUCAACGCAUCCCGAAUCGCCUCUUCCCCGCUCGCCCGGGCCGGAGGGGGCCCGUUCAGGUGGGGUGCGCGUCUUCCGAGGUAGCGUGAGGAAGGGCGGCGCUCCGCGCCCGUGGGGCUGGGACUGCCCCAUAGGAGGAACGGGGGUCCCAAGUGGGCGCCCACGCGGCGCCCGCUGGGUCCGUGGACUGGGCUGCCGAGUGGGCGGCGCUGGAGUGAGGGUCCCCCACCUCACGCUGUCGCACCCCGUGCCCUCCGCAGGAGCCCGGGGCCCCCGCCCCCCGCGAUGACCCCGAGACGAAGCCUCAGGGAGCGCGGGUGCCCGGACUCCCCUCCCUAGCACACGCGGCUUCCUCCUCGCCGCCCGCCCUACGGCAGGAUGGGGGGCAGCGGGUCGGCGCUGAGGGUCUGCGCCGAGCACCGUGGGGGUAUCAACUGGCUGAGCCUGAGCCCCGACGGGCAGCGCCUGCUGACGGGCAGCGAGGACGGCACGGCCCGGCUCUGGAGCACCGCGGACGGCCGGUGCUGCGCCCUCCUGCAAGGACACGAGAGCUACGUGACCUUCUGCCAGCUGGAGAACGAGGCGGCCUUCACGUGCAGCGCUGACCGCACCAUCAGGAAGUGGGACGUGCUGACCGGGCGCUGCCUGCAGGUGUUCCGAGGGCACACAUCCAGCGUGAACAGGAUCCUCGUCGCCAACAACCAGCUCUUCAGCAGCUCCUACGACCGGACAGCUCGCGCCUGGAGCGUGGACAAGGGGCAGGUGGCCCGGGAGUUCCGGGGCCACCGCAACUGUGUGCUGACCCUGGCCUACUCCGCGCCCUGGGACCUCCCCGGGGCUCCCUUCGAGGAGGAGGCCGUGGCCGGGGUGCUGGUGACCGGCAGCACGGACGGCACGGCCAAGGUAUGGCAGGUGGCCAGCGGCUGCUGCCACCAGACGCUGCGGGGCCACACGGGGGCCGUGCUGUGCCUCGUGCUGGACACGCCCAGACACACGGCCUUCACGGGCAGCACGGACGCCACCGUCCGCGCCUGGGACAUCCUGAGCGGGGCGCAGCUGCGGGUGUUCCGGGAGCACCGCGGCUCCGUCAUCUGUCUGGAGCUCGUGAACCGGCACGUAUACUCGGGCAGCGCGGACAGGACCGUCAAGUGCUGGCUGGUGGACACAGGAGAGCGUGUGCGCACGUUCGCAGCCCACAGACACAGCGUGAGCGCCCUCAAGUACCACGCGGGCACCUUGUUCACGGGCAGCGGGGACGCCCGCGCGCGCGCCUUCGACGCCGAGUCCGGAGCGCUGCAGAGGGUGUUCCGCGGCCACGCCUUCAUCAUCAACUGCAUCCAGGUGCAUGGCCAGGUGCUGUACACGGCCUCGCACGACGGCGCGCUGCGCCUCUGGGACGUGCGCGGGCUCCCCCGCGCCCCGCCGCGGCGCCCGGGGCCCCAGCGCAGCCUCUCGCGCCUCUUCAGCAACAAGGUGGGCUGCGCCGCUGGCCCCCUGCAGCCGGCCUGAGCCCGCCCACACCCGCCCACGGCCCCAGCUGGGGACCCGCGGAGUGAGCGCGCCCGCCCCCUG